This is a messenger RNA of Emiliania huxleyi CCMP1516, 302 nucleotides long. RefSeq lists its product as hypothetical. The transcript has a single exon. The record is from RefSeq and is a predicted model, not a curated record. The annotation marks the transcript as partial. Lineage: Eukaryota; Haptophyta; Isochrysidales; Noelaerhabdaceae.
AGGCGUGCGCCCCGAAUGGAUGGGGUUCGCCCUGCUCCUGCUGCGAGUACGACCCCGCCAUCAACUGCGCCGAAGCUUGCUAAUCCAACGCGCCGAGGCGUCGCGGGCGCGAGCUCAUCUCCGCCGCGGCAAUCCGGGGGGCUGCCAUGUACAGGUACGCCGCGCGCACGGAGGGAGCGCGGCGGGGCGGUCUCCUCUGGCACAGCGGCCACGAGAUACGGCCGCGAGAUAUAUGUGGUCGGUGGAUCCGUGAAUGUGGCGAGAGGGGGGUACAGUAUUUUGUUGUGUACAAUAGCUAAAUU